Molecule: messenger RNA, 1643 nt
Organism: Cucurbita maxima (winter squash)
Lineage: Eukaryota; Viridiplantae; Streptophyta; Magnoliopsida; Cucurbitales; Cucurbitaceae
Product: CBL-interacting serine/threonine-protein kinase 14-like
Exons: 1
Coding region: 135-1418 (427 amino acids)
Biological process (GO): protein phosphorylation; signal transduction
Molecular function (GO): protein kinase activity; ATP binding
Source: RefSeq, a predicted model, not a curated record
AUUUCCUCUCUCACUCUAAAUUCCUCGACCUUCCCACCCAUUUCCAUGGCGGAAAAUGCCAAAUCCCUAUAAUUAAACCUCCUCUCCCCAACUUCAAACCUCUAAAACUCAAAAUCUGUUCUGUUUGUCUACCCAUGCCACCGUUCGACGACAAUCCUCCGCCGCGACUCGCCCGCGGCGACUCUCUGCCGGAAGGAAUCCUGUUCGGAAAAUACGAACUCGGUAAGCUAUUAGGAUGUGGAGCUUUUGCGAAGGUCUACCAUGGCAGAAACGUUCUUACUGGACAGAGCGUCGCGAUUAAGAUCGUUAACAAACUCAAAGUCCUCAAAGGCGGUUUCAAGGCGCACGUUAAGAGAGAAAUCGCUAUCAUGCGCCGUCUCCGUCAUCCGAACGUCGUUCGUCUGUUUGAAGUUCUGGCGACGAAGACGAAGAUUUAUUUCGUGAUGGAGUUUGCGAAAGGAGGAGAGCUCUUUGGUAAAGUUUCCAAGGGACGGUUCAGUGAGAAUCUUAGCCGUCGGUAUUUUCAGCAGUUAAUCACCGCCGUUGGAUAUUGUCAUUCCCAAGGGAUUUUUCAUCGUGAUUUGAAACCGGAGAAUCUUCUUCUCGAUGAUAAUUUCGAUCUCAGAGUUUCGGAUUUUGGACUUAGUGCUCUCACCGAUCAGAUUCGUCCCGACGGAUUGCUUCAUACUCUCUGUGGAACUCCGGCUUACGUCGCGCCGGAGAUUCUCGCGAAGAAAGGCUACGACGGAGCCAAAAUCGACGUCUGGUCCUGCGGGAUUAUCCUCUAUGUUCUUACCACCGGAUACCUUCCGUUCAACGAUUCGAAUUUAAUGGCGAUGUAUCGGAAGAUUUACAGAGGCGAUUUCCGGUGCCCUAAAUGGACCUCGCCAGAUCUGCGGCGGUUUCUCUCGAGGCUUCUGGAUACGAAUCCGGAGACGAGGAUUACCGUCGAUGAGAUUCAUCAAGAUCCGUGGUUCGUGAAGGGACUUCAGGAGGAGAAGCUUCAAAUCGAAGAUUCCGGUUCAGAGAUUUACGGCGAUGUGAACAAUGCGAAAUGUUUGAAUGCUUUUGAUCUGAUUUCCUUCUCACCUGGCUUCGAUUUGACUGGAUUAAUCAACGAAACGGAAUUUUCCUCUGGCGUUGAGCGGUUUCUCUCCGCCGAAUCGCCGGAGAAGAUUAUAGUGACGGUUGAGGAGGCUUCGAAGUCGGAAAAUGCUGCCGUGGAGAAAAACGGCUGGGGAGCUAAAGUGGAGGGUCUCGACGGCGGGUUCAUCGUCGUUAUUGAUAUUUUCCAGCUGACGGAGGAAUUAGUGGUGGUUGAGAUUAAAAACAGAGUAAGGGAAGUAGAUCAAGACGGUCAGAUUUGGAAAGAUAUAUUGAGACCUCAACUAGAAUGUUUGAUCUACCGGUCGGAGUGAUGGAUUCCGAUCAAAAAUCCGUCUAGGAUUUGAUCGGAACACUGAUCGGCGAGGACGAACAGGAUUAUUACCGGGUUCUUGUAUAGAUUCUUUUUUCCCGGAUUAAUUUUUUGAAAUUUCUUUAAAUACCCUUCUUUAUGGGGAUUUUGUAAUUAUAUUAACUUUCUUGCUUUAUAUAUUUUAAUUUUACUUUUAAUAAUAAAAUGUCAAUUAUUUAUCAUUUUA